AUGUACCAGCAAAACUCUGCACGUGAACGCCACCGCCAAAACACCACCGCCAAACAUCACCGCCAAAACAUCACCGCCAAAACACCACCGCCAAAACGCCACCGCCAAAACGUCACUGCCAAAACACCACCGCCAAAACGUCACCGUCAAAACGCCACCGCCAAAACAUCACCGCCAAACAUCACCGCCAAAACAUCACCGCCAAAACACCACUGCCAAACAUCACCGCCAAAACGCCACCGCCAAAACGUCACCGCCAAAACACCACCGCCAAAACACCACCGCCAAAACGUCACCGCCAAAACGUCACCGUCAAAACGCCACCGCCAAAACAUCACCGCCAAAACAUCACCGCCAAAACGCCACCGCCAAAACAUCACCGCCAAAACGCCACCGCCAAAACGCCACCGUCAAAACGCCACUGCCAAAACGCCACCGCCAAAACGCCACCGUCAAAACGCCACCGCCAAAACAUCACCGCCAAAACGCCACCGCCAAACAUCACCGCCAAAACGCCACCGCCAAAACGUCACCGCCAAAACGCCACCGUCAAAACGCCACCGCCAAAACGUCACCGCCAAAACGCCACCGCCAAAACAUCACCGCCAAAACGCCACCGCCAAACAUCACCGCCAAAACACCACCGCCAAAACGCCACCGUCAAAACGCCACCGCCAAAACAUCACCGCCAAAACGCCACCGUCAAAACGCCACCGCCAAAACGUCACCGCCAAACGUCACCGCCAAAACAUCACCGUCAAAACGCCACCGCCAAAACAUCACCGUCAAAACACCACCGCCAAAACAUCACCGUCAAAACACCACCGCCAAAACAUCACCGCCAAAACACCACCGCCAAAACACUGCCAUCAGUCGGGAUCUGGGUAA
Molecule: messenger RNA, 888 nt
Organism: Myripristis murdjan (pinecone soldierfish)
Lineage: Eukaryota; Metazoa; Chordata; Actinopteri; Holocentriformes; Holocentridae
Product: salivary glue protein Sgs-4-like
Exons: 1
Coding region: 1-888 (295 amino acids)
Source: RefSeq, a predicted model, not a curated record